Messenger RNA from Hydatigera taeniaeformis, 1215 nucleotides. Lineage: Eukaryota; Metazoa; Platyhelminthes; Cestoda; Cyclophyllidea; Taeniidae. The record is from the annotation of a GenBank genome assembly.
AUGCGACAAUCACCAGAUGAUGCGGUGACUGAAUUGGAUGAGUUGGAGAUGGAUGAGGAUAAGGAAUUGGAUGCUGAAGUGAACAUCUCUGAGAUGCUAGACGAAGAAGUGCCGGAGGAGGAGGAAGAAGAGGCUGAAGACGAGGAGACGGAGGGUGAGGCAAUAACUCGUAUUGAGGAGGAAAUUAGUGAGCGUAUUGAAACUGCAAAUUCAAAUGCAGACGAGGUGAUUGAAGCCUUCACUGAAGCCAAAAUUCCUCACUUCUCCAUUCGUGCUGACGAUCAGUUAACUCGUGUUCGUUAUCGUCUUGUCAAGAAAAUUAAGAAUGUCAUCAUCAAUCGUGAGGCCAUAUUUGAGAGAGUGUAUCCAAUCACUCUUGAGGAGGGUGAAAAUCUUGUGGCUAGUGGAUUUAAACACCUCUCACCUUUCUCUCGUUUUUGUCCUGUCUCAUGGGAUCGUGUGUCGAUUGCUCGUCUUCCACCUCUCAAUCCCUCACCCAUCCUUCGCUACUCUCGUCUGGAUCCUCGACUUGUGGAGCCUCAAUUGGGCGAUGAAAUUGCUCCAAGCAUGCCAGCUAAAAAGGGCAAAAAGAGAUCAGCAAAUGGAGUAAAGACGUGCUGUGCGGUGUAUAGGGAGUGUGUCUACUGGUUUGUCUCGGAGGCAGAGAGGAAGGUGUUCAUAGCAAACCCAAUUUCGGUGAUUAGACGAGCUGGUGAACAAAUACACACUUUAGUGCAUCAACCGCUUGAAGUAGCCGUUACUGGUGGACCCACAUCAGAACGCGAAUUCAUAUCAAGACGCUUUGGAACUGAUCUACAUGUGGCUUAUGUGACUACAGCGGGAGCAAUUCAAUGGCUCCUCCGUUCGGUCUGUCAAAGUUGGACAACUCUAGCACGACAAAUUCAUGAGGUCCUCAUAAGUGGAGCGGCAAUAUGCGACGAUCUAGUGGCCAAAGCUCUUCGAGUGGCCCUCUAUGCUCCUCAAAUCCAGGCUAGAGGGUACGUCUUGGACAACUACCCCAUUACGGUGGAUCAGGCAAAAUUUAUGCAUGCUGCAUCAAUUCGACCCUUUCUUAUGCUGGAACUGCACAGUAAACAUUGCAAUCAUCCAUCCAUUGAAGUGAGCUGGUUUGACAACUGGAACAAUCAAGAGCCACCCGAUUGUCCCUUCCUCAAAGUCUGGCUCAAUAUGAAAGCUCGACGAGGUAGAAAGUGA